Molecule: messenger RNA, 1938 nt
Organism: Aspergillus mulundensis
Lineage: Eukaryota; Fungi; Ascomycota; Eurotiomycetes; Eurotiales; Aspergillaceae
Exons: 1
Coding region: 1-1938 (645 amino acids)
Biological process (GO): positive regulation of transcription by RNA polymerase II
Cellular component (GO): nucleus
Molecular function (GO): protein binding; transcription cis-regulatory region binding
Source: RefSeq, a predicted model, not a curated record
AUGCCGUACUCAGACUUGCCUCCUGAGAUUAUCCGCCACAUUGCCUCCUUCUUCAACCUCGACUUUUAUCCAAACCCCUACUGGCGAAAGAAUGACGGCAGGCACUUUAUCGCCUGGCUGCAAACAUCCAAGUCCCACGCCACAAUCCUAACUCCCAUCCUGUAUGACCACGCACUCCGCUUGACGCCAGAACUGCAAAAGCGGGAUCUGACCACAAAAUCACGCCUCUGGUGGGGAAAUGCAGACCGACGUCUUAGGAUAAUCUGGGAGAAUGCACCUGCGUGGAUGUCAGCGUCACUCACCGAAUACUUCCUGGCCAGGGUCGACCGGUUGUUCGCCGACUACCGUGUUAUCAAAUGGGAUAAUUACUUGAAUUACCGUGCAAACUUGCCCGAUGUUCCCCCCAGAGCCACUAUAUUGGCUAUGCUAGUCAAAGUGAAGGCUCACUACAUGCUGACGACUUUGCUUGCUCAGGACAGUGUCAGAAAGAAGUACAUCCAGCCCGCCAACCCGGACCUCCGCACGACCUUGAGUAUAGCGACUAACAACGACGAUUUAGACACAACCAGGGUGCUACUAGGGUCGGGUGCAGAUCUUGGUCGCAGUGAGACUGUCCUAGAAUACUCACUGCUGCGUCAAGCGCUUACUAUGGGCGUCUCAUGGCAACUUUUUGAUGCUCUUCUAGCAGCUGGCGCUACUGUCGAGAUCAGAGACAGCGAUCAUGGAUACUCACUGCUGCACCACGCACUUACUAUGGGCGUCCCAUUGGAACUCUUUCAUGCUCUCCUAGCAGCAGGCGCUCCUGUCAAUAUCAGAGACCGCGAUCAAGGAUACUCACUGCUGCACCACGCAGCGGCUAAGGGCUGUUCCAUCCAAAUUGUGGAGGCUCUUAUUGCGGCAGGGCUGGAUGUGAAUGACAGAGUUGGGGUUCUAGGGCACUCACCAUUGCACUACGCAGCAGCUCAGAGCAUCUCUAUGGAGGUUGUUGAGGCUCUUAUUACAGCAGGGGCAAAUGUCUGGGCGAAGGGGGAUCUUCCUAAUGAUAUAUACCCAAUCCAUUCUGCUCUCAUGGUGACUGGACAGCCGGCAGCAGGUUCAAUCGCAGAGACACUUUUGAAGGUAAUGCUGGAAACGGAACAUCAAACCUCGGCGGUGGAUUGGAAACUCGAUCUGCUGCGUUACGCCCUCGACAAGGCAAGGAACCACGACUGCGAACUCGCUGGGGUAUCUCGAAUCCUUGUUGAAGACGGUGUGGAUAUUUUUGCCAAGGAUACCAAGGGGAUGUCGGCCAUGGACUUGGUUGACCUUCACCUCACUACAAGGUCAGACGAGUCCUCGGAGCGUGCUGCAUUUAGAGGACAAGAGCUUGCCGCUGCCUUACUUCAGGCGGAUCCUCACCUUUGGCCGCAGGGCCACAUUAAUCGCCGAUUGUGGGAAGCCUCGCGAAAAGGACCAGUUUUACCGAGCCACAUCAGCUUAUUCGCAAAUCUGAUCCGAUAUGGAGAGUCCGCAAUGGAAUUUGUUGAUUGGGAUAGGUCCACAGCGCUCCAUUAUCUUUGUGACCUUAGUCCCAUGGCUCCAGACAAAGACGAAGAUCUCCAAAAUGUCCUUCAAAUGAUCACCCUUCUAUUAGAUUGCGGGGCCAACGUAUACGCGGAAAACUCAGAAUAUCUAACCCCCCUCCACCUGGCAGACAUGUGCAAGUGGCCGAGACUUAUCCGUGUGCUCCUUCGAAAUGGACCCGACGAGCCCCUCCCAGCUAUCCCUCCUCCGGCCAAGGGUCCAUCAGUUGAUACUGACUCAAGAGGUGGGAAGCGAAGACUCGUUAAUUUUUUAUUAGCCCAGGGGCGAAGACUUGGUUGGCAGCGUGAUGUGCGCGGCCGCUUACAGUCAGGUGAAGGUGUCUGGGGCCCGGUUGAAGAUGAAGACGAAGGAUGA